Molecule: messenger RNA, 2192 nt
Organism: Physcomitrium patens
Lineage: Eukaryota; Viridiplantae; Streptophyta; Bryopsida; Funariales; Funariaceae
Source: RefSeq, a predicted model, not a curated record
UGCUGCUUUCCUUUCAGUGUGGCGAUGGAUCCGUGCUUGUGCCUUGUGUGACAUAAUUCCUCGGAAUUGCAGAGGCUGCAGUUUAUGAAAUCGCGUCAACUAGGGAAGGCGUCUGGAUGAUCGUGUUGACUAUGGCAAGGUUACUGCGCAAAUUCGAAGCUCCAGCUCGUGGUGUCCUGUGCCGCUCUUGUUUUUCUGAAUCGCGGCGUUAUGUGACGGAUGCGAAGGUCCACGGCACGGGUUUUCUGACGGAGAGGGUUUGGGAUGCAGUAAUUGUGGGUGGAGGUCACAAUGGCCUUACAGCAGCUGCCUACCUUGCUCGAGCUGGAUUGCAGGUGGCAGUGCUCGAAAGACGUCACGUUCUUGGAGGUGCAGCAGUUACCGAAGAGAUUGUUCCUGGGUUUAAGUUCUCUAGAGCUAGCUAUCUUCAAAGUCUGCUGCGACCCGGUAUUAUACAAGAGCUGGAUUUGACAAGACAUGGACUUAAGCUGCUUCCAAGGAACCCGUCUUCCUUUACCCCGACUGUAGAUGGACGUUUCCUUCUCAUGGGCCCUGACUCUAAGCUUAACGAAGCUGAAAUAUCUAAAUUCUCAAAACAUGAUGCAGCAGCUUAUCCUAAGUACGAGCAUAUGCUGGAGAAAUUCUGCUCAGUAAUGGACCCGCUUUUGGAUACAGUGCCUCCAGAAGCAGCGAUGGGUGGAACGUCUUUGGCAGGAAGAAUGGCUGAUGGCUGGUCUAAAUCGAAGGUCUUGGGUAGCUUACUAAAACGCUCCUCAAAAUUGAAGCAGCAUGAAAUCACAUCUUUUAUGGAGCUGCUGCUCGCACCUGCUUCUAAGGUGCUCAAUAAUUGGUUUGAGUCGGAUGUCUUGAAGGCAACUUUGGCAACGGAUGCUGUAAUUGGAGCUAUGGCUAGUGUGCACACCCCCGGCAGUGGAUACGUGCUUUUACAUCACGUAAUGGGAGAAACCAAUGGAUCUCGUGGUAUAUGGUCAUAUGUGCAAGGUGGUAUGGGAGCCGUAUCCACAGCUAUAGCUAAAGCAGCAUCAGAAGCUGGUGCAACCUUAGCUACAAAUGUUGAGGCAAAUCAAUUUCUAAUGGACAGCGAAUCCAGGGUUGGGAAAGAAAUUGCUGGGGUUAUAUUGGUUGACGGGUCAGAGGUACGAGCUAAGCAAGUUCUUUCUAAUGCUACACCUGCUGUCACCUUCUUGAAAUUGAUGCCGGAAAGUGUUUUGGAUGAGGAAUUUUUAACUAGUGUCAAGUCCAUUGACUACAAAUCUGGAACGACAAAAAUAAAUAUUGCAGUAGAUCGCCUACCAAUGUUUCGAGCUUGUUCUCGUACAGACAACACUGCUGGGCCCGAGCAUUGUGGGACCAUCCAUCUUGGUGCUGACUGCAUGGAUGAAAUUGACAUAGCUUACAGGGAGGCGUUACUCGGUCGGGCAUCAUCUAGGCCUUUGAUUGAAAUGACCAUCCCUUCUGUCUUGGAUGAAACAAUAGCUCCUCCUGGCAAACAUGUGAUCAAUUUGUUCAUUCAGUAUACACCUUAUGAUUUGAAAACUGGUAAUUGGCAAGACCAAGAGACUAGGGAUGCCUUUGCAAAGACAUGUUUUGAUUUGAUUGAAGAAUAUGCCCCUGGAUUCUCAAGCUCCAUCAUAGGUUAUGAUAUGCUCACUCCUCCAGACCUGGAACGAGUUUUGGGCCUUACAGGUGGAAAUAUUUUCCAUGGGGCAAUGGGGUUAGAUGCUCUUUUCCUGCUUCGACCUUUAAAAGGCUGGUCUGGGUAUCGAACACCAGUGAAGGGUCUCUACAUGUGUGGUGCGGGUGCACACCCUGGGGGUGGGGUUAUGGGAGCCCCUGGUCGUAAUGCGGCAAGUGUUGUUUUAAAAGAUAUGCAGAAGGGAUAGUUUUUUAUGAUUAUUUUUUAUUUUUUUAUAUGCAUAUGCCAGCGCCUUGUUGUGGUUGCUGGUUGUUAUAAUGAGCCUAUGCAAUACCUUUACCUCAACCCAAGCGCAUCACCUACUUCACCCUCAAUUCUGUCAACUCAUGCUAUGUCGAGCCAUAUUUGCAGUGGAUAAAUGCUGGUUCAAAAAGAAAGAAAUCCUUUUCAGCCACUGCUAAGGGACUUUUUCAAAGGAAUUUUCAUCUGGUAUGAGUAAAGAAUAAAGAUGACAGGCUAUUACAAGCCUUUGUUA